Molecule: messenger RNA, 3156 nt
Organism: Osmerus eperlanus (European smelt)
Lineage: Eukaryota; Metazoa; Chordata; Actinopteri; Osmeriformes; Osmeridae
Gene: clip1b
Product: CAP-GLY domain containing linker protein 1b
Exons: 23
Coding region: 150-2882 (910 amino acids)
Biological process (GO): cytoplasmic microtubule organization; positive regulation of microtubule polymerization
Cellular component (GO): microtubule plus-end; cell cortex; nucleus
Molecular function (GO): microtubule plus-end binding
Source: RefSeq, a predicted model, not a curated record
UCAUGCCGAGGGUGGGGGUCUUGUCUGCGAUGAUGGGAAGGGCUGUUCGAAGAGAAAACUAACGGGACAGGGUUGGGCGUACUAUACCUUUACUGCUCUUACAAAACAAACCGCAAUAUUCGCCUACAGUGCAGAACCAAGAAGAGACCAUGAGCACAGGCAAGCCCAGCGGACUCAAACCCCCAAGCAAGAUAGGCCGUCCUGCGGGGGCGCCCACCAAGACCUCCCCCUCCUCUGCCGCUCCUAAGCCUCUCCCCCCCGAGAAGUCCCCUAACAUCGUGACGUCCCCCACGCAAGAUGGAGCAGGAGACUUCCAGCUGGGGGAGAGGGUCUGGGUCAACGGCAACAAGCCCGGCGUGGUGCAGUUUGUCGGGGCUACACAGUUUGCCCCUGGCCAGUGGGCGGGCAUCGUCCUGGAUGAGGCCAUAGGGAAGAACGACGGCUCGGUGGCGGGGGUGAGGUACUUCCAGUGUGAGGACGGGAGGGGGAUCUUCACACGACCCUCCAAGUUAUCCAGGACCGCCCUUCCGGAGAAAGAGGCUAACGGAGGACAAGGCAGCCCGGCUCCGGGUGCUUCCGCCCUGGCCAACGCCGCUCCUGCGGCAGGGGCGGUCACCACUGCCCAAAGUACGACCAACGCCGCCAGCUCCAGCACAGGCGCCAAGACCCCUCUGAACCGGACGCUGACCACCAGUGAGUCCGUGUCCAACCUGUCCGAGACGGACUCUGCCAAGAAGGCCAGGAGAGAACUCCGUCUGGGAGACCGUGUGCUGGUGGGGGGCACCAAGGCAGGGGUGGUGAAGUUUCUGGGGGAGACGGAUUUUGCCAAGGGGGAGUGGUGUGGGGUGGAGCUGGAUGAGCCCCUUGGCAAGAACGACGGCGCCGUGGCAGGAACCAGGUACUUCCAGUGCCUGCCCAGGUACGGCCUGUUCGCCCCCGUCCACAAGGUGACACGGAUCGGUUUCCCCUGCACCACGCCGACCAAGACCAAGUCCUCCCACAGGAGGUCCACCAUGAAGACCAGCCCCAGCGCCUCCUCCAUCAGCUCCCUCAGCUCCGUCACCUCCUCCGUCAGCGGGAAGCCCAGCCGCGCCGGCCUGCUGACGGAGACCUCCGCCCGCUACGCCCGUAAGAUCUCGGGCACCACGGCGCUGCAGGAGGCGCUGAAGGAGAAGCAGCAGCACAUCGAGCAGCUGCUGGCCGAGAGGGACCUGGAGCGCUGCGAGGUCGCCAAGGCGACCAGCCACGCCGGGGAGGUGCAGCAGGAGCUGGGGCUGCUGAGGAAGGGGCAGGAGCAGUAUGCCUUGGAGAUGGAGGCCAAGCUGGACCAGCUGCGCGUCCUGGUGGAGACGGCCGACAGGGACAAGGUGGAGCUGCUGAACCAGCUGGAGGAGGAGAAGAGGAAGGUGGAGGAUCUGCAGUUCAGCGUGGAGGAGGCCUGCAUCACCAAGGGAGACCUGGAGACGCAGACCAAACUGGAGCAUGCCCUCAUUAAGGAGCUCGAGCAGAACCUGCUCUUUGAAAAAACCAAAGCUGAGAAACUCCAGAGGGACUUAGAGGACACUAGGGUGGCCACGGUGUCCGAGCGCUCCCGCAUCAUGGAGCUGGAGAGGGAGCUGGACGAGCUGCAGAUCAGACUGAGGUCCUCCCAGCAGACAGAGGGCGCUGUGUCCCUGUCCCAAGAGCAGCUCAGCCACCUCAAGGCCCAGGCCCAGGCACAGGAGAAAAAGAUCAGUGAGCUGAGUGUGGAUCUGGAAAACAAGCACAAGGAGCUGCUGUCUGCCCAGCAGGACAAGAGCUCCCUGGAGCUGCAGCUAACCUGCCUGGGAGAACGACUUGAAACGGCAGAGGAGGAGAACAGGAGGAAAGCACAAAGGCUACAAGAGCUGGAGAGGAGUGUGGAGCAGGUGGGCAGAGACCUCCAGACCCAGAGAGAGGAAACCAAGCGUAGGGAGGAAGACCUCCAAGAGAGAUUUGCACAGGUCACUAAAGCUUCAGGUGACUCCGCCCUGUCACGAGAGCAGCUGACCAAUGAGAAGACGGCGCUGGAGGCUCAGCUGGAGGUUCUGAAGCAGCAACACUCCAGAUCCCAGGAAGAGCUCCACCUGUCCCAGCAGCGCAGCGCCUCGGAGAACCAGCGCAUCGGAACCCUCUGCAAGGAAAUUGAGGAUCUGAAGCUGGCCUCUCAGAAGUCUCAGCGUCUAGAGGAGCACAACGUGGAGCACAACCACCAGCAGCCCGACAUGAGAGACAGGGAAACAUUGUCACAUCAAGACCAGGAGAAGGAGAUGGAGCUGGAGACACUGAGGAACGAGAUCGCCGUGCUGCGGGGUGAAAACGCCACGGCGAAGACCCUGCAGGUUGCCGUGGAGACCCUGGAGAGAGACAAGACCCGGCUCCAGACACGCGUCCACAGCCUGGAGCAGAGGCUCCUGGGAAGGCAGGCGUCCGAGGGAGGGGACAGUGGAGUCCCGUCUUCAGGUGACCCUGCUCUGGACCAGCUGAGAGAAGAGAAGGAGUUUGCUGAGGGACAGAUCAACUUCCUGAACAGCGUCAUUGUGGACCUGCAGAGGAAGAACGAGGAGCUCAAGGUCAAGCUGAAGAAGAUGGUACUGGCCGAGUUCAACGGCAACGAUGGCACCGACGGGCUGGAGGAGGGGCUGUCCAAGCGGGAGAAGAAGCCCCCGCCCCGCCUCUUCUGCGACAUCUGCGACUGCUUCGACCUCCACGACACGGAGGACUGCCCCACCCAGGCCCAGAGCCCCGACUCGGUCCCCCACUCCUCCCACCACGGCAACCCCUCCGACCAGCGGCCCUACUGUGACAUCUGCGAGGCCUUCGGACACGCCACCGAGUCCUGCAACGACGACCAGACCUUUUAGAACCCUCUACACCUUCUAGAACCCUCUACGCCUUCUAGAACAUUCUAGAACCCUCUACAUCUUCUAAAACAUUCUAGAACCCUCUGCGCCUUCUAAAACCCUCUGCACCUUCUAGAACCCUCGACACCUUCUAGAACUUUCUACACCCACGGUCUGCAACCAACCCCACUUCUGUAAUCCCCUCCCUCUCUCCCUUUUGGCACUCAUACCCUUCCUUUAGCCACCUCCUGUAUACUGCGUACUUCCCUUAGCGUCUUUCUGCACUACCUCAUGC